CCCAAAAUGCCCGCUGACGUCCACAACCUAGCUGAGGUCGAGCGAUAUGUUAAAGAAGAGACGACUGGCUCCAAGCGUGACGCCGACAGUGAUUCAGAACAUGAUCACCUAACUCAUAGGAAAGCUUCUGCUCCCCCUUCCCCAUCUGUAUCUCCCUCUGAUGAGAAUCAUGCCACUUCACCUCUCAAUGGUGCCGCGUUGAACGCUGCUUUAACAAGUGCUCAGAACACGUCGGGCCUUGUAUUGACGGCUGAACAGCAACAGCAAAUAUUGCAGUACGCACAAGCUAAUGGUCAACAAGACUUGGCUGCAUCUCUCGCUAAUGCUAUGGUGUCUCCUAUCUCUGUGCCCGGCAACUUAAGCUCUACUUUGCUUCAGUCCCUCCAAGCAGCCAACGUUAUCACGUCGCUGCCCGGACCACCGCAUCUUUCCAAUAUGGAUGGAACUGCCGCUGGUCAAGUAAAUGGUGAUGGAGACAGUGAACAUCAACGCAAGCGUGCUAACAAUAGUCGAGCGCUAACUGAUGAUGAGCGUCGUCAGCGCCGCUUGCUUCGAAACCGAAUGGCUGCCAAAGAGUGCCGUAAGAAAAAGAAGAAUUAUGUGCAAGGCAUGGAAGAAAAAAUUGCAAGGCUGGAAGAAGAGAAUUUGCGACUACGCAAAGAGAUGGAAGAAGCAAAUGCCAAGCUUGCCCUUGACUCUAUGCAAGAGGGAUCAGAGAGCUAUCGAUUGAUGAAAGAAGUGGAAGAAUUAAACGCAAAAUUAGGCCAUCCCGGACUACAAUUUAUUCACAACGUAGGUCAGCACCUUGGCGAGUUAGCUCAAUCUCAAGCUUCAGAGAAUCGAUCAAGCGAUGCCAACGCAGCAUCAACUUAGAUGGGAGUUUUUAGCAUAUAUUUUUUUCUCGUUCCGAAUCUGCACAAUAACCGAGGUAUAUGAAGAACCUUAAAUUCACUUCAGAAUCAAAAUGGUUAUUGCACCGCAUCCUCGGAGGAAGGCAAGGCGCUGACUCUAGUUGCAUCCGGCUUCAUAUUACCCACUUGGCUUUUUGAGAAUCCCCACCAUCACUUUGUAAAUGUCUUUUUUCUUAUCAGCAACAUAUUUCAUUUCAUCUAGUUUUUAUUUGUAUCCAAAUAUAUUAUGUCCAUUGAUUCAAUGUUCCAUAUUUAUGGAAAC
Messenger RNA from Umbelopsis ramanniana AG, 1173 nucleotides. RefSeq lists its product as uncharacterized. The transcript has a single exon. Gene Ontology annotation, cellular component: nucleus; transcription regulator complex. The record is from RefSeq and is a predicted model, not a curated record. NCBI's taxonomy places the organism in Eukaryota, Fungi, Mucoromycota, Umbelopsidomycetes, Umbelopsidales, Umbelopsidaceae. Gene Ontology annotation, biological process: regulation of transcription by RNA polymerase II. Bases 7 to 873 code for a protein of 288 amino acids. Gene Ontology annotation, molecular function: RNA polymerase II cis-regulatory region sequence-specific DNA binding; DNA-binding transcription factor activity, RNA polymerase II-specific.